AAGCCAGUAGCCACUUAUCUUCUCCCGUCUCCCUCUUUCUUUCCAUGUCUCAUCCGAGCUGGCGCUGUAUCUUCUCAUAAAUAUAAAUUUUAAUUUUUUUUUAUAAAAAGACAAAUUGAUAAACUAAUUAAAUUAAAACCCAAAUAACAUCAAAAAUACAAUUUUUUUUGGGCUCGUCCUUCGGUCUCUUCUUCCUUUCUUUCUUUUGCUGCUCCUUGGACACCUCUCUGUAUAUCGUCUCUUUCUCUCUCUAGAAUCUCAGAGCUUGCACAUAACCCAUUUUUCAAAGCUCAGUGAGUGGAGUUGAAGGAUUGUGGGGAAAGGAAGGAGCUUUGGAGUGGGAAAUGGCUAGGAUUGUGGGCGAGGAAGCUGGAGUUGUAAGAUCUAUAGAGAGGAUUUCGAGUGGGCAGCGCUGCCAAUCAGGUGAAGCAUUGGCGGAAUGGCGGUCGUCUGAGCAGGUCGAAAAUGGAACACCAUCAACUUCGCCUCCAUACUGGGACACUGACGAUGAUGAUGAUGAUGAUGAAGGAGGGCCAAAACCUUCUGAGUUGUAUGGAAAACACACAUGGAAGAUAGAGAAAUUUUCACAGAUUAACAAAAGAGAACUUCGUAGUGAUGCAUUUGUGGUUGGCGGCUACGAAUGGUACAUAUUAAUAUAUCCCCAAGGUUGUGAUGUUUGCAAUCAUCUCUCUUUGUUUCUUUGUGUUGCCAACCAUGACAAACUUCUUCCAGGUUGGAGUCAUUUUGCACAGUUUACAAUUGCUGUGGUGAAUAAGGAUCAAAAAAAAUCAAAAUAUUCAGACACGUUACACCGGUUCUGGAAGAAAGAGCAUGAUUGGGGAUGGAAAAAAUUCAUGGAACUAUCUAAAGUGUCAGAUGGGUUUUUAGAUGCUACUGACACUCUAAUUAUAAAGGCUCAAGUGCAAGUCAUCAGGGAGAAAUCAGAUCGGCCUUUUCGUUGCCUUGAUUGUGAGUAUAGAAGAGAACUUGUUAGGGUGUAUUUGACAAAUGUAGAGCAGAUUUGUCGACGUUUUGUGGAAGAGAGACGAGGCAAGCUUGGGAGGUUAAUAGAAGACAAAAACAGAUGGUCAAGCUUUUGUGCUUUCUGGUUGGGAAUGGAUCAAAAUGCUCGGCGACGGAUGUCUAGGGAGAGAACUGAUGUGAUUCUGAAAGUAGUUGUGAAGCAUUUCUUUAUAGAGAAGGAAGUCACAUCUACUUUGGUAAUGGAUUCCUUGUAUAGUGGAUUGAAGGCUCUUGAAGGCCAAACUAAGAACAAGAAAGGGAGGGCGAAAUUGAUGGACACUGAAGAAAUGCUAGCUCCAAUUGUUCGUGUGGAGAAAGAAAUGUUCGUAUUGGUGGAUGAUGUCCUGCUACUACUUGAGAGAGCUGCCAUGGAACCACUGCCUCCAAAAGAUGAAAAGGGCCCACAGAAUCGUACAAAGGAUGGAAAUUCUGGUGAGGACUUCAACAAGGAUUCCAUUGAGCGUGAUGAAAGACGGCUUACAGAAUUGGGUCGCAGGACAGUGGAAACAUUUGUCCUUGCUCAUAUUUUCAACCACAAAGUUGAAGUUGCUUACCAGGAAGCUGUUGCUUUGAAGAGGCAGGAAGAGCUAAUCCGUGAAGAAGAGGCAGCAUGGCUAGCUGAAAGUGAGCAGAAAUCUAAACGUGGAGGAACUGAGAAGGAAAAGAAAUCAAAGAAAAAACAGGCAAAACAAAAACGGAAUAAUCGUAAAGGGAAGGACAAAGGGAGGGAUGAAAAAUCCAGUGCAGCAGUAUUAGACAAGCAUCAAGAGGAAAAUCUAAGUAGUGAGAAAAAGGAUUCAAUUAUCGUAGUAGAGGUGCAGCCUGUGGUGGAAAAGCCUGAUAUUCUGGAAGAUGUGUCUGAUGUGUCUGACUCAGUGGAUGGUGUUGCUGAAGUGCUCCAGCCCGAUUCAGAAGACAGAGAUGCAAGUCCUGUUAAUUGGGAUACUGAUACUUCAGAAGUUCAUCCUUCUACAGAAGCCUGCAGCAGUGGAGUUAGUGGAUUAUCAUCUAUACCAAAUGGAACAGCUGAGAAAAGGAGCACAAAUGCAAUGGAUGACAGUUCAUCAACUUGCUCUACAGAUUCAGUCCCAUCAGUUGUUAAUAAUGGCUCUUAUAAGGGGAGCUCUUAUUCAAGCUACCAAUUUGUAAAAUCACCUAGCAGAGAGAAGCACCCUCGAGGUAAGGGGACAAGCGAUUUGAGUUGGACAACUGAGAUGGAUAAUCAGCUUUCUGUGCCUCCAGUAGAUGUUGGGGAUCUCAAUGAGGUUACUGGAAUUAGCAAAUCUGUUGAAUGCGAGCCCGAAGCUAUUGUUCAUGUCUCACAAGAUAGAAUAACAUGGACCGAGCAGCCUGUAGUUAAGAAGGUUGUGGAAGAAGUUUUACCGCAAAAGAAACUCGGCACUAAAGACUUGGUUGAUGUGGAAAGGUCCUCCAAAGAAACAGCAAUGACUAUCCCAUCCUCUUGUAGAAGCCCUCCAAGAAGUCCUCCCAAAAAUCUCCAAUCCACCGUUCUAUUGAAGUCGGGAAACAAGAGUUCAGCUGCCAUAGAUCCUUCUGUUCAGAGUAAGAAAGCAUCUUCAAAUUGUGCUCAGCACGCUGAUAAAGCAUCCCCUUCAAUUAUAUGCCCGCAAAGUAUAUGCAUGUCCAAACCUGAGACCCAGAAGGCCUCAACUUCAAAACUAUCUGAGAAGCCAAUGCUACAGCAUGUGCCUGUGAUGUCAAGGCCCUCUAGUGCUCCUCUAAUUCCUGGUCCUCGGCCAGCUGCUCCUGUGGUUUCCAUGGUUCAAAAACCCCCAUUACUUGCACGUUCUGUUAGUGCAACUGGUCGGCUUGGUCCUGAUGCUUCACCUGCAAGUCCUAGUUAUGCUCCUUUGUCCUAUCGAAAUGCCAUUGUAGGCAAUCCUGUUGGCUCAAGUUCAGGUGGCUUCACUCAUGCCAACUCUCCCAGUUUGGGAGUUAACCUGCCUUCAGCACACACACAACAGCCUGCUUUGGUAUCUACAUCGAUGUUUUUGCACCCGAGCUCUGAUAGGGUAGAUCUGACCUCUGUUCAAUCUCAUUUUCCUUUUGGGAUGGUAACUCCGGAUGUCUUACGGAAUGGACCCCAGCAGAUGGAGAGCUCACAAGGUGUAGUAACAGAUGAGUUCCCACAUAUUGAUAUCAUCAACGAGCUGCUUGAUGAUGAACAUGGUGUUGGGAAGGCAGCUGAGGCAAGCAGCUUCUUCCAGUCUCUUAACAAUGGGCCACACUUCUUAAAUCGGCAAUGUUCUUUUCCGGGUGAUAUGGGAAUAUCAGGUGAAUCAGUUUCCCCGAGCAGCAGUUCUUGCAGAUUUGAGCGUGCUAGGAGUUAUCGUGAUAGUGGGUUUCAGCGGAGUUAUGGCUCUUUUGGCACCCAUUUUGACAUGCCGAGGGAAUUUAUUGCCCGGACAAGUCCAUUACCAUAUGCAAAUGGGCAUGUUGAUGGAUUGAUUCCAAGCCAAUGGCAGGUGGCUGGCUCUGAUCUUUCUCUAGUAGGCAUGAGGAGCGCAGAGGGUGAUGGUUCUCCAUAUUUCAGUCCAGAGUAUCCAAAUUUGGCUUGCGGUAGCAAUGGGUACACUGUAUUUAGGCCUUCAAAUGGGCAUUGAAGGAGCUUCCAGUCGAAAUUACCCUGCAAAUUUGUAGGUCAUUGUCCAUUGUAAUAAUGUAUUUGGGGAAAUUGUUGGGUCGUAGAAUUGGAGUGGGGUUGUAAUCUUUUUCAUAAGCUUAACAUUUUGUAGAGUGUUGCUGCCUUUCAUUGCCUACAGCAUUUUAGUUUGAAUUGAUGAGGCUUUCAUGUAUUUUUCUCA
Messenger RNA from Hevea brasiliensis (rubber tree), 3848 nucleotides. RefSeq names its product TNF receptor-associated factor homolog 1a. Lineage: Eukaryota; Viridiplantae; Streptophyta; Magnoliopsida; Malpighiales; Euphorbiaceae. Gene Ontology annotation, molecular function: protein binding. Bases 345 to 3647 code for a protein of 1100 amino acids. The transcript is spliced from 13 exons. The record is from RefSeq and is a predicted model, not a curated record.